Molecule: messenger RNA, 1914 nt
Organism: Pocillopora verrucosa
Lineage: Eukaryota; Metazoa; Cnidaria; Anthozoa; Scleractinia; Pocilloporidae
Source: RefSeq, a predicted model, not a curated record
AUGGUGGGAGGGAUCUUCGCGUCCCACUGGUCAGCUAUCGCCCGCCUCAGGCUGGGCAGCCCCCAGCCAGUAAGGUGCCGACCCGUCACAGUCUGCCUGCUUCAAUGGGUGCUUCGAGCUAAGGACAACACCGAAGAGCGGACUAUCGAUGACGCAAGGAAGACAGCAGUCAUCAGCCGAGAGCUCAAGAGGCUCAACAUUGACAUAGCAGCACUGCAGGAAACUAGACUCCCAUCCAAUGGCAGCCUGAACGAAGAGGACUAUACUUUCUUCUGGCAGGGGAAAGCUCCAGAGGAGCAUCGUGUGCAUGGUGUAGGCUUUGCGGUUAGGAACUCCCUACUGCCCUCAGUCGAACCACCCUCAGAAGGCACAGCCCGCAUCCUUUCCCUUCGCCUCACAACAACCUCAGGCCCUGUGAACAUCAUGAGCACCUAUGCCCCCACGCUUUGCUCUACAGCAGAGGCUAAGGACGAGUUCUACAGCCAGCUUGAUACCGCCAUCAAGGAAAUACCCCCCUCAGAACACCUGUACCUGCUUGGCGAUUUCAACGCCCAGAUUGGUUCAGACUUCACCUCCUGGCCUCGAUGCAUCGGCCACUUUGGCGUAGGCAAACUCAACGAGAACGGGCAGCGUCUCCUCGAGCUAUGCUCCUUCCAUGACCUCUGCAUCACAAACACGUUCUUCACCACGAAACCUCACCACAGAGUGUCUUGGCGGCACCCCAGAUCCCGUCACUGGCACCAGCUGGAUCUCCCAAGUGCGUCUCCAACCCAAGCGAAUCCACCACUCAAAGCACAAAGGACGUCCCCGCAACUACGCGAACGUUUCGCAGAUGCCAUCCAAGUGGCCCUCAGCGACUGUCCAACUAGCUGCGCUGAGGAUAGAUGGAACCACAUUCGUGACGCUACAUACAAAUCUGCAGUGGACACUUUUGGAAAGAGAGAGCGCAAGAACCCCGACUGGUUCGAAGCCGGAAUCAAGGAACUUGAGCCAGCCAUCUCAUCCAAGAGAACUGCCCUACUGAACUACAAGAAAGACCCCUGUGAAAAGACUCUGACUGCCCUCAGACGAGCCAGAAGUGAAGCCCAAAACAUUGCUAGACAGUGCGCGAACAACUACUGGCAGAACCUAUGUCAAGGCAUCCAGACAUCGGCUGACUGCGGCAACAUUCGAGCCAUGUAUGAGGGAACAAAGAAAGCCUUCGGCCCAUGCGCAAUCAAGACUGCCCCUCUCAAGUCAUCCACUGGCGAAAUCAUCACAGACCGUGCAAAGCAAAUGGCGAGAUGGGCGGAACAUUACCAGGAGCUGUACUCCAGGGAGACCGUCGUGACUGACACAGCAGUGGAGAACACGAGCCCCCUGCCAUUCAUGGAAGAGCUUGAUGACCCACCCACUAUCGAGGAGCUCAGUAAGGCCAUAGACUCCCUAGCCAGCGGCAAAGCCCCAGGCAACGAUGGCAUUCCGCCAGUGGUCAUAAAAGCAGGCAAAGAGACCAGUCUUCUCGAACAUCUCCACGAACUUCUGCUACAAUGCUGGGAGGAAGGAAGUGUGCCUCAGGACAUGCGUGACGCCAACAUCAUCACGCUCUACAAAAACAAAGGUGAUCGCAGCGAUUGCAAUAACUAUCGCGAAAUAUCCCUCCUCAGCAUCGUCGGCAAGACCUUUGCCCGCGUCGUGUUGAACAGACUGCAGUCACUGGCAGAGCGUGUGUACCCAGAAUCACAGUGCGGAUUUCGAGCCGAAAGGUCUACGAUCGACAUGAUCUUCUCCCUGAGGCAGCUACAAGAGAAAUACCGUGAGCAGAGACGCCCCCUGUACAUCGCUUUCAUAGACCUGACCAAAGCGUUCGACCUGGUCAGCAGGUCAGGUUUGUUCACACUCCUGCACAGGAUUGGAUGCCCCCCAAGCUCCUGA